CUUAAUCCCUUGUAUUACAGUAUACAGUCUUGAAAAAGGAUUCUUAUUUUAAAAAGCAAUGAUGAUUCAUAGUAAAAAGCUUAGUGGCGCAGAAAACCGAAAACGAACCCAUGCAAAAAAUGAAGCUCAAGCAAAAAUACUUUUAAAGACUGCUAAGUUAGAAACAUAUUUUAGCUUUACAGAUAAACAGCUUCACACAUCGCCGGUUGAAAAUGUAAAUAAUACAAGCGAUGAAAAUGAUCACAGCUUUAUUGUUAAUGAGAAUAACCUAUCAAAUCCAGACGAUUUAAUAUUAAUAUUAUCAAGUAAGAGCUGUACUGAAACUAGUAAAACUCUAUUGACUCCAGAAUCCAAAGAACUAAAUGAAACACCCUGUUUGUCCAUGCAUGAACAUAACAAGCCCGAAUGUUUAUUAAACCAAAAUGAUCACAGAUUCACUGUUAAUAAAGAUAAUCUAACAAAUCCAGACAAUCUUAUAUUACUAAAUAACAGCAGCACAGAAACGAGUAAAACUCUAUUGUCUACAGAAUCGGAAGAAAUAAAUGAUACACCACGUUUGCCAAUGGUUGAACAUAACAGUCUUCCUAAACAAAGUAUUGUUCCUGAAAAUGAUCCUGCCAAUUGGAUAAAAAAUCAAGAAACGAUAGAUUAUUUAUCAAUCAAUGGAUUUAACCAAAAUUUAGAGAACAAUAAUUUCCAAAAGUCAAAAAGAAUUUACACUCAAAUAAUUGGUGGGGUAAGACGUACUCGUUUUCGAUAUAUGUCAAAAAGUAUAUUUAUAUCUACUCUUGUUAAUGGUGAAAAAAUUAACCGAACAUUUUUGAUUUACUCAGAAAGUAAAGGAUCAAUAUUUUGUGCUCCCUGCUAUUUAUUUGGUGGCACUACAUCGUUUGCCACAGUUGGUUUUUCAGAUUGGAAAAAAGGAGAAGAAAAAAUCAAGCGUCAUGAAAAUUCACAACACCACAAAUUGUGUGUAAUGAAUAUGAAAGAAAGAAAAGAAGUAUUAAAUCGAGUUGAUCAAAAGCUAAAGUAUCAAGUAGAAACAGAAACAAAUUAUUGGAAAAAUGUAUUGACAAGAGUUGUAGCUGUUGUGAAAUCCCUUUCUUCUCGUGGAAUGUCUUUUAGAGGUGAUGAUGACCGUUUUGGAUCUGUUCAUAAUGGGAACUUUAUGAUGAGCUUAGAGCUUAUUGCUCAGUUUGAUCCUUUUUUAGCACAACACAUUGAGAAGUUUGGAAAUAAAGGAAAAGGUUCAACAUCAUACCUAUCAUUUAAUAUAUAUGAGCAGUUCAUAAGUAUAAUGGCAGAUAAUGUUAUUCAACAAAUGGUGAAAGAAAUAAAGGAAGCUAAAUACUUUUCCAUCAGUAUUGAUUCUACUCCUGACAUUAGCCAUGUAGAUCAACUGUCAUUCAUUUUUCGGUAUGUUCAAAAGAAUGGCUGUCCGGUAGAAAGAUUUUUAGGGUUUUUACCUAAUUCUGGUCAUAAAUCUGAAAAAUUAGCAGAUGCUGUAUUUUUAGUUUUAGAAUCGCAUGGAUUAGAUAUUAAUAAUUGUCGUGGUCAAAGUUACGACAAUGUGUCUAAUAUGUCUGGUAGAUACACAGGACUUCAAGCUCGCAUUAAAAAAGUUAAUCCUUUAGCAACAUUUGUACCAUGCUCAGCACACUCUUUAAAUCUUGUUGGUGAGUGCGCUGUGGACUGUUGUAUUUAUGCUUCUGAAUUUUUUAUUCUGCUUCAAAAUAUUUAUAAAUUUUUCAGUGCCUCUACUUAUAGAUGGGAAAUACUUCAGAAGAAUUUGAUUAAAACAGAAAAUAUAUCUCUUAAAAAACUAUCAGAUACCAGAUGGUCAGCAAGAUCUGAUGCAAAUGAUAAAACAGAAAAAUCUAUUACAAGAUCAGAAGCUAACGGGCUAUAUUUAAAACUGGAUAGUCUUGAAACAGCUAUAAUGGCCACAUUAUGGGGCGAUAUACUAGAGAGAUUCAACAAAACUAGCAAACAAUUGCAGUCAGUUGAGAUUGAUUUAGAAACAGUUGUAAGUUUAUACGAAUCUUUAAUUCGAUAUGUAUUAGAUUUAAGGAAAAGAAGAAAAUUGUGCUAUGAUGAAGCCAAUAAAAAAUUUAACUUUUUAUUUCAAAUAAUAAAACUUUCGCCAUCAGAAGUUUACAAAAAAGCAGAGGUACUUCAAAAUGUAUAUAAAAAUGACCUUUCGUCUUCAUUUGCUAACGAGUGUAUACAAUUCAGAAGUUAUUUAAUGAGUUUAACUGAAAACUUAAGACCUAAAACUAUAAUAGAUGUUUAUAAAAUGAUCAGAAUUGAAAAACUUCAAGAGCUGUUUCCUUAUGUAGAUAUAGCAUUAAGAAUAUAUCUAUGCUGCCCAACGUCCAAUUGUUCAGCCGAGAGAUCAUUUUCAGCAUUAAAGAGGGUUAAAUCUUAUUUGAGGUCGCGAAUGACAAGUGAUCGUCUUAAUAGAAAAUGUUUUUUUUUUAAUGAUCACCCCAUAUCAAAGUUGACAUUAUUCUUAAAAAAGGGCGCUUAA
Molecule: messenger RNA, 2530 nt
Organism: Hydra vulgaris (swiftwater hydra)
Lineage: Eukaryota; Metazoa; Cnidaria; Hydrozoa; Anthoathecata; Hydridae
Source: RefSeq, a predicted model, not a curated record